This is a messenger RNA of Aplosporella prunicola CBS 121167, 514 nucleotides long. RefSeq lists its product as uncharacterized. NCBI's taxonomy places the organism in Eukaryota, Fungi, Ascomycota, Dothideomycetes, Botryosphaeriales, Aplosporellaceae. The record is from RefSeq and is a predicted model, not a curated record. The transcript has a single exon. The coding region runs from base 147 to 452 and encodes 101 amino acids.
CUCUUCUACUAUGGACUUCUUCUCAUUUCUUUGAUCGCGUGUCCGCGGACACGGCGAUAGAACUAUUUUGUCGUUGUUGUUCUAGCAUUGGCCGGAUCUGAAGUCUCCUACGGGAUAGUACUCGUGGCCUUUGCUUUGCUUUUGCGAUGGGGGGUUUUUUUUUUUUUUCAGUAUCUCCUUUUGAGCGAUCAGCUCGGGUUUUCUCUUGCACGGUUCACAAAAAGCGGUCUCUACCACCAACUUCUACUACUGCUGCUCUGCGGAUGGGAUCGAUGGUUUGGUUUGGUCUUUGUUAUGGGCUCUUUUUCCUUCUUCUUUUUCUCGACUACUACUUUUACACCGUUUUCUCAAUGAAACUGUUAUACACUCACUCUACUGCUGCUGAUGCUGCCAAUGCUACUAGUGCUACUGUUAGUGUUGACUGUCUGUGCACCGCGUGCGAUGUCUGGUGACGGCCGUUGUCGGAUCUGCUCACCUGUUUUUAAGGUUAGAUGCUGCUGAAGAUUUUGGCGAG